Messenger RNA from Malassezia restricta, 372 nucleotides. RefSeq lists its product as uncharacterized. Bases 1 to 372 code for a protein of 123 amino acids. NCBI's taxonomy places the organism in Eukaryota, Fungi, Basidiomycota, Malasseziomycetes, Malasseziales, Malasseziaceae. The transcript has a single exon. The record is from RefSeq and is a predicted model, not a curated record.
AUGCGUUCAGCCUUUAUUGCAUCGAUCUUUGCCCUGGCCGCCUCGACUGUGCUUGCGGCCCCUGCUAAGCGCGAGUUUCACAACCGUGCGGCCAAGCUCUCGUGGUACGCUGGUUAUAUGAUGGACGAACCUUACUGUGGUGGCGCUCCUCCUUCGGAUGACGACAUGGUGGUGGCUACGAGCUUCGACAUGCCAUACAAGUGUGGCGACAAGCUCACGUUUGAGUACUACGGCAACCACGCCACCGUUACGGUGCGCGACCGGUGCGAGACUUGCCACGGCGAGUGGUUUGACCUGAGUAAGGGCGCCUUUGCCGCUCUCACGGAUCUCGAAGUGGGUGUCCUCGAGAACGUGGACUACUGGAGCCACUAA